CAUAACUCAAUCCUAACCCAAUACCAGCUCCCGAUCCCAACCAGAGCCCUCCGGGGCCCGUGGGACAUGACCCUUACACGAGAUAAAAUAAUUCCUCGUCACACCAAACGAAUUGUAUUCUCAAUGCUUGUACAAUGCUACAACAUGAAAAGUUAGCAAAUUGUUGAAAAUACAAAAGAUCAAAAAAGAAAGAGUGGGCAGUAAUACCGGUCUACAGCUAAAAUCCAAACCCGCAAAGCAAGAAUAUCGUAGUAAUGAACCGGCCCUGAAAAGCAUUUGAGCCGGUUUAUCAGCGACAGACCGGAAGCGCGAUGCGGCAGAACUACUCUCAAUGACUAAUUUGGCAGACGAAGAAGAACUAUGAUUCUGGCUCAGGUACAAAGUGGAUAUGAAAUCUGAUGUUUGGAGUUGCAUUAAAGUGGUGUAAAUUUGAGAGAAAGAAAUGAAGGCGGGGAGUGCAGCAAAGCUGAUUGUUGACGCGUUGCUUCAGAGGUUUCUUCAACUUGCCAGGUGUUGCAUUGAAACCGCUCAAGCUCAGAUGGACAGUACCUUCGGCCAUCUGAUCCAGCCUAUGAGCAAGUACUGGAUUCAUUGGCCAUGGUUGCACGUCAAACACCUGUUCCUCUUCUGGAGGCCCUUCUAAGAUGGAGAGAAAGGUACAUUCCCUUCUAAGAUGGAGAGAAAGGUGAACAUUCCCUUCUAAGAUGGAGAGAAAGGUGAACAUUUUCAGUUACAAUUUGUACUAAUCAUGGCACAUGGUUUCAUUUGUUUGUCAAAUUGAAGUGCAUUUUUCAUCACGUGCUGCCAGUUCAUGCAAGUUCAUUUUGGUAAAAGAAAUUUUGCCCUUCGCACAGUUGUGCUAGCAGAUGCUUUUGGUAAAUAUAUUGUUAAUUUUUCAGUUGUUCCCCUUAUGUGUUCACAUACGUGAUAAACCAUUGUAAAUUAUUCACUAGCUUGUUAAUUACUUCUUACGUCCUAGUAUAAACAUUUCCUUUUAUUUUGGGAUAUUACAAAAUGUUUGCCACCAUUCCAGUUCCAAUCAUAAUACUAUUCUAUACUACUUUCGCAACUGUUAGCUAUUCAAAUUCAUUUAACUGUUAACAUUUUAAAAUUUGAUAUGAUCUUCUCUUCCAAACUAGUUUUUCAACCAUUAGUUUACUAUAUGAGAGGGGAUUACCAAAAUAUCAUCAAAUUUAAUCGUGUCUUCCGUUCAUCACCUACUGUGAGCUCAUCCUACCCCCAAUUGAUAUCUUUCUACGGAUGAUUCAUUAAGAGUGUAGUUUUCUGGUUAACAUGAGUCCACAUGGUCCAUUACAUAUUUAAUUUCUCUUUAUUUUUGUGUACGGACUUUGCACUUAAUCGUGUGUAGUGUACUUAUUUCCUAGAAUCUGAGUUCUGAUGAAAUUUGCCAUUGCACACAGUUUUCCUGUCUUAUAUUAUUUCUUGUAUUAGUACGUUGUUAUAAAAACGUACUACUUAUCAGAAACAGAAAAUAUUUUAAUAUAUUCUAAAGUAGGUUAUUACAUCACUUCAAUGGCUGCUAAUGAUAAUCGCCAUACCAUCAAUCUAUUUUAUUUUUGAUAAAAUUGAAGCUUUAUUAAUGUGAUGGGAUUACACUGCAUAAAUGUGUAUACUACAGUAGAAAAUCUUUCAAUCUUUCAUUCUGAUGUACUAUGGUUUGUUGCAGCGAAUCUCCUAAAGGUGCAAAUGAUGCAUCAACAUUUCAGAGAAAGCAACUUCAGUCUCUUUAUUCAAGCUCCUGAGGAAGUUCUUCCAUGGUUCUUAGAUUUCUCAUAUCCUUAUCAAAAAGUGAGUUCUUCCAUGGUUCAGCUAGCAGUGGAGUGCAUCUUUUGUUCCACAUGCAUUCGCUUUGUGGAAUGUUGUCCACAGGAAGGGCUCACAGAGAAGCUUUGGAUGGGACUUGAGAAAUUUGUAUUCGAUUGGCUCAUAAAUGCAGACAGAGUUGUUAGCCAGGUUGAAUAUCCUUCGUUGGUUGAUUUGCGGGGGCUUCUUCUGGACUUAGUUGCUCAACUCCUUGGUGCUCUAUCUCGGAUCAGAUUUAGCUUAGUGACAGAACGCUUUUUCCUGGAACUCAAUACCCGGCGUAUAGAUACUAAUGUUGCUCGCAGUGAAGCACUUAGUAUUAUAAAUGGGAUGCACUAUCUGAAGCUAGGGGUGAAGGCAGAGGGUGGACUGAAUGCGUCAGCUUCGUUUAUGGCUAAAGCUAAUCCUCUGAAUCGUGCUCCUCACAAACGAAAAGCGAACUUCAUCAUGCCUUAUGCAAUAUGCUAUCCAACAUCCUAGCGCCUCUUGCAGAUGGUAGAAAGGGUCAAUGGCCUCUUUCAAGCGUAGAUCCUGCACUAACUCUUAUGGUAUGAAGCUGUGACACGAAUAAGGAUACAGCUCAUGCAUUGGAUGGUUAAACAGAGCAAACAUAUCUCUGUUGGCUAUCCUUUAGUGACGCUUCUUCUGUGUCUUGGUGAUCCACAUGUUUUUGUCAGUAACUUUGGUCCUCACAUGGAGCAACUGUAUAAGCUUCUGAAGGAAAGAACCAUCGAUUCAUGGCCUUAGACUUCUUACAUCGUGUACUGAGAUUCUACUUGAGUGUUCACGGUGGUUCCCACUCUCGAGAUCGUUUGUGGGAUUACCUUGACAGUGUGACAUCACAGCUCCUUACAGUUCUCAGAAAAGGCGUGCUUACACAGGAUGUACAACAUUAUAAGCUAGUCGAAUUCUGCGUGACUUUUUCUGAACAUAACAUUGAAUUUGCUAUGAACCAUAUGAUAUUGGAGUUACUGAAGCAAGGCAGUCCAAGUGAAGCGAAAGUUAUCGGUCUUCGUGCUUUGGUUGCCAUUGUCAUGUCUCCUACUAGUCAGCGUGUUGGCUUGGAAAUUCUCCAUGUUCGUGGUAUUGGCCAUUUCAUCCCAAAAGUGAAGGCUGCAAUUGAGUCAAUUUUGAGAUCUUGUCAUAGGACAUAUAGCCAGGCUCUUCAUACUUCUUCAAGGACCACUAUAGAAAGAGCAUGUUUAGAAAAGGUUAAAAAUGGGCUUAAAGAGAGUUAGAUGGUUACCCGAAGAAAGUACGAAUUGAAAGACUGAAUGCUAGAAGUCGUGAUUUGUUGACACGGGGUUAUGGUACCAUGCUUUGUGGUCUUGUGUACCUUGAUUCAUGUCGUCCCAAUUUGGGACUAUGGUUAGGAGCCAUGCUUUGUGGUCUUGUGCACUACCAUGACAUGUUGAUUUGAUUGGUGAUCAUGGCACGAUGCUGUGUGGUCUUGCAUGUGUCCCCUUAUAAAUACUCCAAUCCUUGCGGCAAACUCGAAUUAGAACUCUUGAUGGUCCUCUAAGAAACACAAGUGGGACCUUGAGCUGGAGAACAUCAACAGUCGGAGGCAAAGUGCUUCCGGCCUCUUGAGUCCUAUGCCUCCUGAGUUGAAUAUUGUUCCUCUAACUGCUGUCUGUCUGGCCCAACUUCUUCCAUCACUGGUGAACAUGUCAGGGCCAUUAAUGGGAGUACGAACUUCAACAGGAAAUCUGCAAAGUCGCCAUGUCUCUCGAGACACUGGAGAUUAUCACAUUGAUACCCCAAAUACUGGGGAAGAAAGGUUGCACUUGGCGGCUGGAACACAUGCUGUUAAUGCAAAAGAACUUCAAACAGCAUUUGCAAGGUCAUCAGCAGCACCUACUCACUUAUGCAUACAUAGCCUUGAUUUUACUUUGCUGAAAUUGCCUAUGUGAAUGAUGAAGAUUUCGAGAGCAUUUACCUUUGCUCUUUCAUGUCACUUCCGUCUCCAUGGAUAGUUCAGAGGAUAUCAUCUUUGAGCAUUGUCAGCACCUUCUUGUUAAUCUGUUGUAUUCCCCUUCUGCGCAUCACUUGGAAUUGUAUGAUGUUGAAAAUAGUGAUGGAGAGAACAAACAGCAAGUAAUGAGCUUGAUAAAGUAUGUUAAAUCUAAGCAAUAGAUGAAUUGGAUACUGUUUUCAUGGCUUACACCCAUGGUGAGAUCAAAAGUAUAGAACACUUUCUAGCAUGUGUUUCACCAUUACUAUGCAAUGAAUGGUUCCCCAAGCACUCGGCUCUAGCAUUUGGGCACCUCCUAUGUCUUCUUGAGAAGGGGCCAGUUGAAUAUCAUCGUGUCAUACUUCUUAUGCUGAAGGCAUUGCUUCAGCAUACUCUGAUGGAUGCUUCUCAAAGUCCACAUAUGUAUGCAAUUGUAUCUCAGUUGGUAGAGAGCACUUUGUGUUAGCCCCCUUGCAGAGCUGUAGCUUACCUGGAUCAAAUUCGCAUGAGCUGGGAAAAUUUGAGAAUGGACUUGCUGCCGCUGAAAAGAUUCUUGCACCUCAGACCUCAUUUAAGGCUUGUUGUGGGCCAUUGCAGUUUGUAUUGCUAGGACUUGGACACCGUGAAAUAAAAAGAUCUUGACGAUGAAGAUGAGGAUGAAGAUGAGUCCUAAUUUGACGUAGGGUGGUGAUUACUGGAAGAAAACACAUUCUAAAUGUUGUGAGCUCCACUGAAGUUUAGUUUAGUUUAGUGAGUCAUGAUAUGUGAUUUACCUUCUCGAUGUAGAGAUUUAUCUUUUCCAUUUGGUUGUUUUUUGUUUUUCGUUCAAUAUAUUUCAAUUUCUACGGUUCAAGUUGAUUCACUCUAUUUUAAGUAACCUAAAGUUGUUUCUA
Capsicum annuum is the source of this 4671-nucleotide messenger RNA. RefSeq lists its product as uncharacterized. Gene Ontology annotation, biological process: cell morphogenesis. NCBI's taxonomy places the organism in Eukaryota, Viridiplantae, Streptophyta, Magnoliopsida, Solanales, Solanaceae. Gene Ontology annotation, cellular component: site of polarized growth; cell cortex. The transcript is spliced from 12 exons. The record is from RefSeq and is a predicted model, not a curated record. The coding region runs from base 1606 to 2304 and encodes 232 amino acids.